Molecule: messenger RNA, 744 nt
Organism: Closterium sp. Naga37s-1
Lineage: Eukaryota; Viridiplantae; Streptophyta; Zygnematophyceae; Desmidiales; Closteriaceae
Source: the annotation of a GenBank genome assembly
AUGGAAGCUCAUGAGCUGACUGCGAGGUUUGACGCGGCCACUGCGGUCAAGGCUGGGGCUGCUGACGACGCUGUGGCUGGAAGAGUGUGGGUUGGAGUUGUGGCCCUGGAGGCGACGAUGACCGCGUCUCCCCCGCCGCCUGCAGAGGAAUCUGGACCUGGUUUUGGACCGGUUGGGGAGCCGUCACAGGCGGAGGAGCCGGAGCAGUCACAGCCGCCGAGGGCAUUGACAGAGGCAGUGGCUGCAGUCGGUGCGGAGGUGUCCGAGACGCCUGCCGCUGCGUGCGCCGGAACUCCUGCUGCCGCCGUGGCCGCAAGCACGCGGGAGCAUGGCCAUGCGGAGGGUGAUAGCGCAUUUCGCGAACGGCGUCGCCUCCGACGAUGCCCGGACAACAUCGAGGCAGAAGAUGCGGGCCCAGCCAGCGCCGAGAAGGCCUGGAGCAGGGCUGGGACCUGGCUUAGGCACCGGAAGCGGGGGCCCCGCAAGCGCCACGGCGAGAAACGCGGAGCACAACACGCGCACGGGGCAUCACCUGAGGCCAACCAAGGGGAGGUGGGACCAGACAGACACUCUCACCGUGGAUCUCGGCGGGAAGAGCGCCACAAGCUGGGGGCGGAGGGCGGAUCAACGAGAUCCAGGCCGGAGGAGGCGAGACGGCUCGCGGGGCCCGAGGCGGAGGGCGCGGGGGAAGAGGCGGAAGACGGGGCGGAGGCGCAAUCGUCGGGGGAAGAGAGGCGCUUGUGA